Messenger RNA from Dacryopinax primogenitus, 684 nucleotides. Its product is annotated as eIF1-like protein. Gene Ontology annotation, molecular function: mRNA binding; translation initiation factor activity. Lineage: Eukaryota; Fungi; Basidiomycota; Dacrymycetes; Dacrymycetales; Dacrymycetaceae. The coding region runs from base 1 to 567 and encodes 188 amino acids. The transcript has 4 exons. The record is from RefSeq and is a predicted model, not a curated record. Gene Ontology annotation, biological process: formation of translation preinitiation complex; translation reinitiation.
AUGGACGCACCCAGCACCUCCUCCGUCCUCCCACUCGACAUCCUCUACUGUCAAGUAUGCACCUUCCCCCCCGAGUACUGCGAGUUCGGCUCGUCGGUUUCGAAGUGUAAGACUUGGCUCGAAGGGGCACAUCCGGAGUUGUAUGAUAAGUACUGGUCUGAGGACGCCUUGGCGAAGAAGAUAGGCACACUCUCACUCGAGAAAGAGAAAAAGCUCGAACAAGAAGGGAAAAAGAAGGAGGCCAAAGCAGAAGCGAAAGCCUCAGCCGCAGCUAAGAAGCUCAAAGAAUCUCAAGUAAUCAUCAAGCGUAUCGAACGUUCCAAGCGGAAAUACGUCACCUCCGUCUUCGGGCUCGAAGCGUUCCAUAUCGACCUAAAGAAAGCGGCCAAGCAGCUCGCGCAGUCCCUUGCCCGCGGAGCAAGUGUGACGCUCAACCCCCAGGGGUUGGAGGAGAUCGUCAUACAGGGAGAUGUGGGGGAUGAGGUGGAGGAGAUGUUGGCUAAGGGAGUGGGGGUGUUGAAGGGUGUUCCGGAGGAUAAUGUUGUACAGGUCGAGGAGAAGAAGUAGGGCGAGGGACUGCGUACGGCGUGGGACGGGUUGAGCUGGGGUUUGCAGAAACGGAACGGAACAGAUGUAAUAUCAGCUCAUGUCGUGUCGUGUCAUGUCAAGUCAUCAAGAAUACUG